CUCCUUGGCGUGUUACUGUAUGUACACUGCCAACACAACUGCAACGAUGAGGGCGUACCUUUAGCUGAAAACUAGUCGGACAGCUCCUCCAAGACAACUGUUUUGCAGUUAUAUAUUUAAUAGGGUGUUCAAAGUCAUGAGUGGUACAGUCCGACAGAUCGCUCUAACGUCCGAUCCAGACACCCCCUACUUCCUGCGAGUGGACUGGGCUGUAGACCUGGGUGCUGGGUUCACAUUAGCUCUCACUGAUGGUAACUCAGCAUGGAUUGGAGAAGUUUCAGAAGAUGAGGUGAUGAAGGAGGCCAGUGAUAUGGAAGUCACAAGAGAAAGAUAUGUUGAGGAUCUUCUUCGAGCAUUGACGGGAGCAGAAGGAGUAACAGGAGGAGUAAGAAGAGGAGGUGAUAAGACCAUGUAUUCCUUCCACCUCACUCCAGAUCACUGCCAUCUCUCAUAUCAAAAGAUCUGUAAUGACAUCUCGGUGCACUUGGGUUCUGUAGAGCUCCAGCCAGCUCCAGACCCUUUACAGCUGAACCGGGAGAUGAUUGGCGAGUCCCUUCAGCGCAGCACAAAUCUGGAGUCAGAAAACUGCCAGCUGUUGGAGGAGAAUCGUAGACUGAAACAGGAGCACCAGAGAAUUCUUCGAGAACUGGAGCAACAGGUUCAGGAAAAGGAGACGCUGGAAAGUGAGCUGUACUCACGUUUUGUCAGGGUGCUGAAUGAGAAGAAGGCAAAGAUCAGAGGCCUGCAGGAUGAUCUGCAGCACCUCCAACAGGCUGAUGACCAGCAGAGAGAUGAAGAGGGGGUUCAAAGUGACAAUGACACAACUCAUGAAGAUGAGAAUCAAGAUGGAGAAGCAGAGUCAGUGCCAAGCCUUCAUCCAUCUCAGGAGCCAACUAUCCUCAUUACAGGUCGUAAUCUGGUGUGCCAAGGCAUCUCCCUGGACCGCACUUUUUCUGAUGAUGAUGAUGAUGAUGAACAGCCAAGUCGGAAAAGGAGGUUGAUUCACACGCCAAGCUCAGAGCCUUCCAUACCACAGUAAAAACACAGAUGUUCUGUGGACCAAACCACUGGCGGGGUGUUUCUCAGAGGGUUAAUAGGAUUGUGUCUUCACCUCUUCACCUCUUCUUCUACCUCUACUACCACUUUCAGGUCCUGAGGUCAUCACAGUGUGUCUUCACACUGACAGUAAUGAACCUAUGGGACCUAUUCAGGGUCUCCGUCUGACCAUUCUACCUUUGACUUCUGGACCUUCCUGCUGUCUUUUAUGAUUUUGAUGAUACCUAUAUGUCUGCUGAAGACCACGGGUGGCCGCCAGGAUAAUCCCACAACACGUGCUUGCUGUUAUAGUAAUCCUCAAAGGAAUGUCACACUUUUCUCUUAUACACUUAAGACAUUUUUUAAAAAGAGAUGACCUGAUUUGUUUCCCUGGAUGAUGUAAAACAAGAGCAUGAAAACAAUGAUGGAGGACCACAGAAAUAGGUUCAUUUUUGCUAGAUAUUUCUUGUGUCUUUCAAACAAUUAAAAUGGCAUGUAAUCAGUAAUGCAGAGCAUUCCAACCAUGUUUGUUCAUUACUUAGUUUCAGUGUUGAAUUUUCUGAUAUUGAACUGAUGUGAUUUUGAUUUAUUUUUUAAUUGCACUCUGUCUUUCAGGUCAAUAUGUUUAAUGAUGACUUGGAGUCAUUUGCUUGUUUGAUAUGCUUUUACAUAUAAAAUGAAAUUUGUGAAAAAUGCUCUAAUUACUUUAUUUGUGAAGUAUUAUAUGUAUGCCAUCAAUCGUGAAAUGUCUGAUAAGACCAGUCAUGUUAAUUGCCCUUGACUAAAAUAAACGUUUGCAUCUAAA
Cheilinus undulatus (humphead wrasse) is the source of this 1840-nucleotide messenger RNA. Its product is annotated as DNA repair protein XRCC4-like. The coding region runs from base 137 to 1039 and encodes 300 amino acids. The transcript is spliced from 8 exons. Gene Ontology annotation, molecular function: DNA binding. Gene Ontology annotation, biological process: double-strand break repair via nonhomologous end joining; response to X-ray; immunoglobulin V(D)J recombination. NCBI's taxonomy places the organism in Eukaryota, Metazoa, Chordata, Actinopteri, Labriformes, Labridae. Gene Ontology annotation, cellular component: nucleus; DNA ligase IV complex; DNA-dependent protein kinase-DNA ligase 4 complex. The record is from RefSeq and is a predicted model, not a curated record.